GCCGUGUGCCGCGCACUCGAGCGUGCUUGGCGCCUGCGCUGGACGACUCGGCUGGUAGCGGAGAUGUCCGGCCGGUCUAAGCGGGAGUCUCGCGGUUCCACCCGCGGGAAGCGAGAGUCUGAGUCGCGGGGCAGCUCCGGUCGCGUCAAGCGGGAGCGAGAGCGGGAGCCUGAGGCGGCGAGCUCCCGGGGCAGCCCUGUGCGCGUGAAGCGGGAGGUGGAGCCAGCGAGCGUGCGCGAGGCCCCGGCUUCUGUUGUCCCGUUUGUGCGGGUGAAGCGGGAGCGCGAGGUCGAUGAGGACUCGGAGCCUGAGCGGGAGGUGCGAGCAAAGAAUGGCCGAGUGGAUUCUGAGGACCGGAGGAGCCGCCACUGCCCAUACCUGGAUACCAUUAACAGGAGUGUGCUGGACUUUGACUUUGAGAAACUAUGUUCUAUCUCCCUCUCACACAUCAAUGCUUAUGCCUGUCUGGUGUGUGGCAAGUACUUUCAAGGCCGGGGUUUGAAGUCUCACGCCUACAUUCACAGUGUCCAGUUUAGCCACCAUGUUUUCCUCAACCUCCACACCCUCAAGUUUUACUGCCUUCCAGACAACUAUGAGAUCAUCGAUUCCUCACUGGAGGAUAUCACGUAUGUGUUGAAGCCCACUUUCACAAAGCAGCAAAUUGCAAACUUGGACAAGCAAGCCAAAUUGUCCCGGGCAUAUGAUGGUACCACUUACCUGCCGGGUAUCGUGGGACUGAAUAACAUAAAGGCCAAUGAUUAUGCCAACGCUGUCCUUCAGGCUCUAUCUAAUGUUCCUCCUCUCCGGAACUACUUUCUGGAAGAAGACAAUUAUAAGAACAUCAAACGUCCUCCAGGGGAUAUCAUGUUCUUGUUGGUCCAGCGUUUUGGAGAGCUGAUGAGAAAGCUCUGGAACCCUCGAAAUUUCAAGGCACAUGUGUCUCCCCAUGAGAUGCUUCAGGCGGUUGUUCUUUGCAGUAAGAAGACUUUUCAGAUCACCAAACAAGGGGAUGGAGUUGACUUUCUGUCUUGGUUUCUGAAUGCUCUGCACUCAGCUCUGGGGGGCACAAAGAAGAAAAAGAAGACUAUUGUGACUGAUGUUUUCCAGGGGUCCAUGAGGAUCUUCACUAAAAAACUUCCCCAUCCUGAUCUGCCAGCAGAAGAAAAAGAGCAGUUGCUCCAUAAUGACGAGUACCAGGAGACGAUGGUGGAGUCCACUUUUAUGUACCUGACGCUGGACCUUCCUACUGCCCCCCUCUACAAGGACGAGAAGGAGCAGCUCAUCAUUCCCCAAGUGCCACUCUUCAACAUCCUGGCCAAGUUCAAUGGCAUCACUGAGAAGGAAUAUAAGACUUACAAGGAAAACUUUCUGAAGCGCUUCCAGCUCACCAAGUUGCCUCCAUAUCUAAUCUUUUGUAUCAAGAGAUUCACUAAGAACAACUUCUUUGUUGAGAAGAAUCCAACUAUUGUCAAUUUCCCUAUUACAAAUGUGGAUCUGAGAGAAUACUUGUCUGAAGAAGUACAAGCAGUACACAAGAAUACCACCUAUGACCUCAUUGCCAACAUCGUGCAUGAUGGCAAGCCCUCUGAGGGCUCCUACCGGAUCCACGUGCUUCAUCAUGGGACAGGCAAAUGGUAUGAAUUACAAGACCUCCAGGUGACUGACAUCCUUCCCCAGAUGAUCACACUGUCAGAGGCUUACAUUCAGAUUUGGAAGAGGCGAGAUAAUGAUGAAACCAACCAGCAAGGGGCUUGAAGGAGGCAUCUAGGGCUUUGCUCCCAAGGGCUGUGGCUGAUGAUGGGUUUUGGUGUUCUCACGACCUAACCUCAUCCCAGUGAGUAGAGUCUGGGAGGGGAGAGCAGCAGCUGGAGGGCAGGCUGGGAGCGCUUGUGAGGGAGAGGAGCUGUGGACGUCUGCUUUUCUGCCAAGGGAGAGAGUGAGGAUGAGGGGCUGGUGUGGAUCAACAGUCCUGAGGGGGAAGCAGGAAUCCCAGAAGAUGGAGGGUCAGGCUGGGGAAUGCAGUUCUGGAAGCUGAGAGCAGAGUGCCCAGUCCUUUCACAUCAGACUGACUUCAUCCUUCUGUCCAUUCAAUCAUCCAUCCAUCCACUUAUCCAUCCAUCUAUCUAAAGGGGCACAAGGACACUUUUAGGGCUGAUGGAUGUGUUCACUGUCUUGACUGCUAUGAUGGUUUUACAGGUGUGUACAUGUGUUAGAACUGGUAAAGUGGUACACUUUAAAUGUGUGCAUGUGAGUGUACCUUAAUUAUAUCUCAAUAAAGCUGGAAAAAAGGAAGGUAAAUAACAGUAGGUCAAAACUGAUAACACCCCACAUAUCCAUGGACAAGACAAUGGAUAAGCUGUGGAAUAUCCAUACAAUGGAAUACUGCUCAGCAGUAGAAAGGAACAAAUUGCUCAAAUAUAUGACAACAUGGACCAUCUCACACAUGAAUGCUGAUCAAAAGACGUCAGACGCAACAAUCAUUCUGUACGGUUCCAUUUAUAUACACUUCAAAAACAGAGAAAACAGGCCUGGCAUGGUGGCUCAUGCCUAUAAUUCUAGCACUGGGAGGCCGAGGCAGGUGGAUCACCCGAGGUCAGGAGUUCAAGGCCAGCCUGACCAACAUGGUGAAACUCUGUCUCUACUAAAAAUACAAAAAUUAGCUGGGUGUGGUGGCGCAUGCCUGUAAUCCCAGCUACUCAGGAGGCUGAGGCAAGAGAAUUGCUUGAACCUGGGAGGCAGACGUUGCAGUGAGCCGAGAUCGCGCCAUUGCACUCCAGCCUGGGCAACAAGAGCGAAACUCCAGCUCAAAACAAACAAACAAACCAGAGAAAACAGAGCUAUGGUGUUUAUGAGUAUGUGCUCAGGUGGUAAAACUAUAAAGAAAAACAAGAACACAAUGAUCAUUAAGUCCUCCCUAGGGAAGGAGGAAGGGGUGGUCUCUGGGAGGGAAGAUGAUGGGGCUUCUGGGGAGCUGGCAGAGUUCAUGACCCGGGUGGUUACGUGGAUGUGUGCUUGAUAAUAAACCGUUGAGCUGUACAUUU
Symphalangus syndactylus (siamang) is the source of this 3041-nucleotide messenger RNA. It is a transcript of the gene USP39, whose product is annotated as ubiquitin specific peptidase 39. Gene Ontology annotation, molecular function: zinc ion binding; cysteine-type deubiquitinase activity. The record is from RefSeq and is a predicted model, not a curated record. Gene Ontology annotation, biological process: mRNA processing; protein deubiquitination; spliceosomal complex assembly. Lineage: Eukaryota; Metazoa; Chordata; Mammalia; Primates; Hylobatidae.